AUGGCACAGGAAUCUAACAAGGAGGAAAAUUCCCUGAGAUUCCGCAGGAGGAAGGGCUUCAAACCCAGCCCAGGGUGCUCUGAGGAGGAAAGACCCACCCUCUGCCAGGAAGGUGGACAGAGCUUCAGACAGAGCUCAGCUUAUCCCCAUCAUGAAGCUCCUCAUGGACCAUCGGAGCUGAUGGUCCAUGAGGAGCUUCAUGAUGGGGAUAAGCCCUACAAGUGCUUGGAGUGUGGGAAGAGCUUCAGGCAGAGCAGCACCCUGAUCCGCCACCAGAUGAUCCACACUGGGAAAUGGGCAUGUGAGUGUUGGGAGUGUGGGAAGGGCUUCAGCUGCAGCUCAGAACUUGUCAGGCACCAACGCAUCCACACUGGGGAGAGGCCCUACGAGUGUUCCGAGUGCCAGAAGAGGUUUCACACCAGCUCCAAUCUCCUCCAGCACCAGCGGAUUCACACAGAGGAGAGGCCCUUCCGCUGCCAUGACUGCGGGAAGGGCUUCAACCGCAACUCCCACCUUGUCACCCACCAGAGCAUCCACACUGGGGAGAAGCCCUACGAGUGUCCCCAGUGUGGGAAGAGCUUCAGACAGAGCUCUCAUUUGAGCAGACACCAACACAAACACACAGGGGAAAGACCCACCCUGUGCCAGGAAGGUGGACAGAGCUUCAGCCAGAGCUCAGAGCUGGUGGUCCAUAAGCAGAUUGAUGAUGGGGAGAAGCCCUACAAGUGCUUGGAGUGUGGGAAGAGCUUCAGGCGGAGCAGCACCUUGAUCUGCCACCAGAUGAUCCACACUGGGGAAUGGGCCUACGAGUGUGGGGAGUGUGGGAAGGGCUUCAGCUACAGAUCCACCCUUGUGACCCACCAACGCAUCCACACCGGGGACAGGCCCUAUGAAUGCCUUGAGUGUCAGCAGAGAUUUCAGACCCGCUCCACUCUCCUCAGGCACCAGAGGAUUCACACUGAUGAGAGGCCCUUCCUCUGCCCUGACUGUGGGAAGGGCUUCAAGCGCAAUUCCCACCUCGUCACCCACCAGCGCAUCCACACGGAUGAGAGGCCCUUCCUCUGCCCUGACUGCGGGAAGGGCUUCAAGCGCAAUUCCCACCUCAUCACCCACCAGCGCAUUCACACUGGGGAGAGGCCCUACGAGUGCCGCACCUGUCAGAAGAGGUUUCACACCAGCUCCAAUCUCCGCCUGCAUGAGCGGAUUCAUACAGAGGAGAGGCCCUUCCGCUGCCCUGACUGUGGGAAGGGCUUCAAGAACAACUUCACCCUUGUCAGGCAUAGGCGCAUCCACACUGGGGAGAGACCCUACGAGUGUCCGCGGUGUGGCAAGAGCUUCACUCAGAGCUCUGACUUGACCAGACACCAAUGGAGUCACUGA
Molecule: messenger RNA, 1380 nt
Organism: Passer domesticus (house sparrow)
Lineage: Eukaryota; Metazoa; Chordata; Aves; Passeriformes; Passeridae
Product: zinc finger protein 271-like
Exons: 3
Coding region: 1-1380 (459 amino acids)
Biological process (GO): regulation of transcription by RNA polymerase II
Molecular function (GO): RNA polymerase II cis-regulatory region sequence-specific DNA binding; DNA-binding transcription factor activity, RNA polymerase II-specific
Source: RefSeq, a predicted model, not a curated record